AUGCCGUCGUUCGCCGGCGUCGGCGCCGGAGACGUCGGCGACGCCGCCACCGCGUUUCUCACCGCGUUGGACACGUCGCUCGCGCGCGCGUGGCGCGAAGAGGACCGACAAUGGCGGAAAGAAGAGCGACAGUGGCGACGCGAAGAUUUGGAAUUUCGCGUCGAAGAGCGCGACUGGUGGGAGCUCGAGCACGUCCACAGGGACGAGCAGCGGAAGUGGCGACGACAAGACGUCGAGCAGCGCGUGCUGGAGAACGCGCGAUGGGUGUGGAAUCGGUACGCGGAGAAGAAUAGACGGGACGUGGAGGAGAAGGGCGAACAACUGCGAACGACGUCGAACCUGAGCGCGUUGAUCAGUGGAUUCGCGGUCGUGGCGCUGGUGGAAUUGCAGUUCAGCGAUCCGACGGUGAAGGCGUUUCAGAGCGAGGCGUUGAUCGCGGCGUACGCGGGAGCCACGGCGGUGACGGUGGCGUUGAUGUUGAACGCCAUGGUGCUGUGUUCGUUCAUGUUGAGUAAUAUUUUGAGGAAUGGGAAGUCGUACGUCAGCGAGGACGAGGAGGCGGAGUUUUUAUACGCGUGUCGUAAAUUUGCGCUGUCGUACGCGCCGGGAGACACGCCGCCGCAGCCGCAGAGGUCGUUCGAGAGGUAUUGGGAGACGCGAUGCGAGGCGGAUUGGCGAAAAGCGUUUCGGAUGUUCACGUACGGGGUGCCGAUGUUUCUCACCACGCUCACGUUGAGCGCGUGGUUGAAGUUUUGGUACUCCACGGUGACGUGUUCCAUCGUCACCGGCGUCGCGGCUGUCGCGAUCGGAUUGUGGUGGCGGACGCAGAGCGCGUGGGGCUGGCACUUGAUGAAACGCAGCGAGCAACAAUUUAGCAAGUCUAGAUAUUUCCCACCCGAGGGCUUACCCUUCGAUUGGCACGCGCGUCCGAGGAAGAAGCCCACCGACUCUGAUCUGGGCUCUAUGCGCAACAAUUCGGGCGCGUCCGACGAAGACUUCUUCGCGGCUUCGCCCAGCGUCUCGAGAAGCGAAUCGCUGUCUCGCGCCGAGCCGCCGAGCGACGCAUCGGCCGCGCGCGUCGACGCGUCGACGAUCGCGCACCACAACGGCACGACGACAAAGCAGAACGCCUCCGGCGCCAAGCGCGACCCGUACGCUGGAUUGAAGAUUGACACGCGUCUCCGCGCCGUCGCCGUCGAAGCCGUCUCCGACCGCGAGCGCGAAUUCCUCCGCGAUUCCAGCCCGCGCGCGAUCGAGACGACGAAGAGGGAGUACGAAAAGGUCGGUCUCAAAUCCAAGCUCGUGGAUCAGCGCGCGGGCGCGUCGUAG
Ostreococcus lucimarinus CCE9901 is the source of this 1329-nucleotide messenger RNA. RefSeq lists its product with no specific name. The record is from RefSeq and is a predicted model, not a curated record. The coding region runs from base 1 to 1329 and encodes 442 amino acids. The transcript has a single exon. Lineage: Eukaryota; Viridiplantae; Chlorophyta; Mamiellophyceae; Mamiellales; Bathycoccaceae.